CAGAUAUGAUGAAAAAAAUCUAAUCCAAGAGUGUUAUGGUGUUUGACACUAUAUCAUAACAAGUACAAAAAUUCAAGAAACCAAUUGCUUCAAUUGAAUUAGUUUUCAUCAUCAGCUACUACUACUGUGUGUGAGUGAGUGAGUGAGUAAUUAAGAGCUAGGGUGCUGGUUCUGUGGAAGAUCUCUCUAUAGCUCUUUCAUGCCGAAAGAUUCAUCAAUCUCAAGUUCUGACGAUGAUUCGGUUAUGUUCUUGGGGGAUGUUACACCCCAAGCUAACCGUAACCGUAACCGUUACUGUCGUGUGCGUCGACGUGUGCUUGAAGGUGACAACGGAAUACCUGCCAACCCUAACCCUAACGAUAAUCGUAGCCUAAUCGUUGGAGGUCAUGAUUUGCGUGCCAGGAGGACCGUGACGGGUAAUAACCAACCCAACCGUGACGGCAACGCUUCUGAAGAGAGUACUACAGCGGCUAAGAAGGCAGCAAGUCAAGCAAGAAAGAGUGGUGAUGCAAACUUUCAUGUCGGUGAGAGCAGCAAAAUCCAAAAGAGGAAGACGAAGAAGAGGGGGAGGAAGAAGAAGAAGAAGGAGAACGACGAUGUUUUGGAUGAAAUGACAAAUAAGUUACUACGCGCCGGUUGGGAAAUUGAGAUUGAUGAAAAAGAUGAAGAAACUGUUUUCUAUGAUCUGAAGGGGAGAGCUUAUACCAAUUGCAUCAUAGCUGCAUACGAGUGUUUGAAAAAGAAGUAUGAAGAGCGCAAAGGAAGAGGGAUCUAUUAUUUGAAGAAUUACAAGUUUACUCCCAUCAAGGAUGAUGAUUUCGAGAAGCUUCUGUCAUGGAAAGAUGCUAAGAAGAGGAAAAGAAAAGAUGAAGCUCAUGACCCAAACCCUAAUAAUAACAAUCGUAAUAAGAGGGGAAAGAAUAGCAGGAAAGACGCGAACAAGAAGAAGCAGAAACAGAAGGUGGAAACGAGCAGGAAAGGAAAAGAGAAGGUUGUUUACGAUGAAUCUGAUUCUGAUUCUGAUUCUGACAGGGAUCCAAAUGAUGACACGUGUCUUCUCUGUGCAAAUGCUCGAGAAGGCACUCUGGUUUGUUGCGACGGUUGCCCUUCUUCUUUCCAUCUGAGCUGCUUGAAAUUACCUGGGGUUCCACCUGGUGACUGGUACUGCAGUUAUUGCAGAUGCAAAUUUUGUGGGUUGAUGACUGGUGCAGCUGAUGAUCCUAUGUCACGCACAUGUUGCUUUUGCGAGCAUAAAUAUCAUAGGUUCUGUUCACCCAUGACUGGUGGUAUCGUGAUUGAUCUUUCAGAUAAUCCGUUACACUUUUGCAGUAACAAAUGCGAACAGUUGUUUGGGAGAGUUCAAGGGCUUCUUGGGGUCAAACAUGAAAUUGGAGAUGGGUUUUCUUGCACUUUUUUAUCUGGAUUUGAGAAUAAUCGUCCUACCCAACUUCCAGAAUGCCAUGACAAGCUGGUUAGGGCACUGAAAAUAAUGCAAGAUGGAUUCAAACCAGGAAUUGACCAUAGAACCGGGACAAAUUUGAUACAAAGUGUCUUGAAGGAAAAGAGUAGGUAG
This is a messenger RNA of Arachis duranensis, 1573 nucleotides long. RefSeq lists its product as uncharacterized. Lineage: Eukaryota; Viridiplantae; Streptophyta; Magnoliopsida; Fabales; Fabaceae. Gene Ontology annotation, biological process: negative regulation of DNA-templated transcription. Gene Ontology annotation, molecular function: transcription corepressor activity. Bases 200 to 1573 code for a protein of 457 amino acids. The record is from RefSeq and is a predicted model, not a curated record. The transcript has 5 exons.